Symbiodinium natans is the source of this 1104-nucleotide messenger RNA. NCBI's taxonomy places the organism in Eukaryota, Dinophyceae, Suessiales, Symbiodiniaceae. The record is from the annotation of a GenBank genome assembly.
AUGGCUGCCGCUUUGCGCGAGGUGCCACGUCUGGUCCGAGCUGCCGAUGCCCAUUCGUCGGCAUUGGCUGAAGCCAGCACAAGCAACCCUGGAAGCCAGCCUCCUUUGCGAAUGGUGGUCUAUGGCGAGGGGCUUGUAGCCGCACACGCUACAUCUGCCUUGGCGAUUGGUUUGUCCGAUGCCAUGGCAGCUGCCGGGCAUGCGGUUGAGGUAUCUGCGUGCUUGUUCCACGGCCUGACUGCUGCAGAGCUUCUGGCCCAGAUUGAUGCGCCGGAACUUCGCGACCUGCGUGGCCGCCGUGGGCCUGGGCUCCGACAUCUACUCUCGGAUGUCCUCCUCCUCGUAGCCGGAAGCUGCGACUUGGGGCUGAAGGAUGCCAAGCCCGAGGAAGUCCUCGCCAGCCUGCGUGGCCUUGUGCAAGAAGCGCAGGCUUUGGCGCAAGUUGUGUUUGUCAUGGCGCUGCCUGACAUCAACAAGUCGGCUCAGCGUGCAUCCUUCGUUGGAGCCACCUUGCCCGCAAGGCGGCAUGCCACUAAUACUGGUCUGGCUCGCUGGGCCGCCACGGGCGUGGCCAAGUGGAUCAAUCCAGCGGCUCUAUUGCCUUGUGGGCCCAGGUCCGUUGCGGCCGGACACUGGGAUGGAAGUAUGCUGUCUGAGAAAGGCGCACAAGCUCUGGCUAAUCGACUGGUUGCCCAAGUCCUCCCCCACAUCCAAGUCAUGCUGGACGAUGACAAGGGCUUGCAGUCUGACUCCAAGAUGCUGGACGAUCUUGCGGCUGAGAGUGCUGAGAGAGAUGGGGCACUUCCAUCCCUGGAUGCCUUCAUGGAGGCCUUUCGCCUGGAUGACGCGCAGGAUUCCGAGGCUGUCCAGCAUCCUCCACCAGCGUGGGAGGUGGAUGCCGCGGUUGUGUUGCAGCGUGGAUUGCGACGAGUAGUACUUUCGGGGAGCCGAUCGCACAGGAGCGACUACUGCGUGGCAAGAAGCUGGCUGGCUUUGGCAAGAUUGGCCGUGCGCCAGGCUUUGAGCAAAGGGUGCAUGGCGCCACCUCUGCGGACUCUGCGGACUGUAGUUAGCACCUGGGGGGUAAGAUUGACAGCGGGAUGA